Vigna umbellata (rice bean) is the source of this 1604-nucleotide messenger RNA. Its product is annotated as tetrahydroanabasine acetyltransferase-like. NCBI's taxonomy places the organism in Eukaryota, Viridiplantae, Streptophyta, Magnoliopsida, Fabales, Fabaceae. The record is from RefSeq and is a predicted model, not a curated record.
CUAAAGGAGGGUUACACAAGCAAUUCUACCUAUAUAUACAUAUUGAUACGUGUACUUAUAUCCUCACAUCUCAGUUUUUUAUCCGCUAAAUUCCUGGAAAACAUGAAGACACCCCUUGUCCUUGAUAUGAAGGAUGUUGUAAUAGUUAAACCCUGCAAGCCCACACCAUCUGAACUUCUUCCUCUGUCCACCAUUGACAGUGAUCCUGUUCUCAACAUUCUGUGUCAGACCAUUUAUGUUUACAAAGCAAAUCUUGAUUCCCCAAAUGGCCAACUUGAUCCUGCUCAGGUGAUAAAAGAAGCUCUCUCAAAGGUUUUGGUUUACUAUUAUCCUCUUGCUGGGAAGAUAGUAACAUUUGAUGAUGGAAAACUUGGAAUCAACUGCAAUGCUGAUGGAGUUCCAUUUUUGGAGGCAACUGCUAACUGUGAACUCUCUUCUCUUCAUUAUCUAGAAGGGAUCGAUGUUCCAACUGCACAGAAAUUGGUCAUUAAUAAUGAUAACCCUUCUGAAGGUGAAAACCACGCCCUGGCUUUCAUGGUGACCAAGUUUCUCUGUGGGGGUUUCACUCUUGGCAUGGGGUUGUCACACAGUGUUUGUGAUGGGUUUGGUGCAUCUCAAUUCUUCAGAGCCUUGGCUGAACUUGCAUGUGGAAAAAGUGAGCCCUCGGUGAAACCUGUGUGGGAGAGGGAGAGACUAAUGGGGACACUUCUUAAGGAACAACUCCAAUUUCCCAUUGAUGAGACUUCAAGGGCAGUUUCACCAUUUUGGCCAACCAAUGAGAUUUCACAUGAAUGCUUUAACUUCAACGCCAAGAGCAUACAAAGACUCAAAAUGGAACUGAUGAAGGAAAGUGUUGAUGUGAAGGAAAGCUUCACAACUGUUGAAACACUUGGUGCCUAUGUUUGGAGGUCAAGGGCUAGAGCUUUGGAAUUGAACUCUGAUGGGAAAACUAUGUUGUGUUUAGCUGUAGGGGUGAGACGUCUGUUGAAUCCACCCUUGCCUGAAGGGUAUUAUGGGAAUGCUUUUGUGGGUUCAUAUGUGGUGCAAACAGUGAAAGAACUUGAUGAAAGACCACUCUCAGAGAUUGUGAAGCUCAUCAAAGAGAACAAAAAGCUUCCUUCCAAUAAUGAGUAUAUCAGAAACACAAUAAACAUGUUAGAGACAAUUAGACAGACAAACGUAAGGGUUGAAGGAACAUGUGCAUCUGUGGUGUUAACAGAUUGGAGACAGCUGAGUUUGUUGGAAGAAGUGAACUUUGGAUGGAAGGCUUCAGUGAAUAUAAUACCAGUUCCGUGGAAUAUGUUAGGGUAUGUGGACUUAUGCCUUUUCUUGCCUCCUAGUAACUUGGAUCCUUCAAUGAAAGCAGGAGUUAGGGUCUUUGUUUCCCUGCCCAAAGCUUCCAUGCCCAAGUUUAGGGAAGAGAUGGAGUCACUGAAGCUUACGAGAGCUGAUGAUAAUAGCAUCUAGCAAUGAGAAACUGGUUCUUUUUAAACUAAUGUUUUUCUUUUUAUCUUCCAAUUCCAAGUCUUAGUUCUUGUAUUAUGCUAAAUUUUAGUAUAUUUUCUCAAGUAAACUGAUCCGUCCAACAUGCAAACUAUUUUAUA